UGCUCUGCCCUGCCCUGCCCUGCCCCGCGCCCCGCACCAUGGACGGGCUCCUGGAGCCCUUCCCCGCCGAGCGCCUCUUCCCCGGCGCCGGCGCCGUCUCCGGCUUCCUGGACCUGGGCGACCUCAACGAGGCGGAUUUCCUCGGCAGUGUGCAUUUCUCUGAGAAUCUGGAUCACUUCUCUGAGAACAUGGAGGAUUUUUCCAAUGAACUCUUCAGCAGUUUCUUUGAUGAUCCAAUGCUGGUUGAAAAGAACCCUCUGCUGGACAUGGACCUGGACCCUCCCACUCCUGGCAUCCAGGCAGAGCACAGCUACUCACUCAGUGGAGACUCUGCCCCCCAAAGUCCCCUCAUGCCUGUCAAGACUGAAGAUAAUGCUAAUGAUCUGGAGAAUGGAGUGUGGUCCUUAGGACACAAGCUGUGCUCCAUCAUGGUGAAGCAGGAACAGAACCUGGUCCCAGAACUUCCCAAGUCCCAGCUUACAGCCAGUUCGGUGCCAGUGCUGAACCUCAACCAGCUGCAGAGACUACCAGCUCCUGAGGAGGCUCCUAUAGAAAUUACUCCACCACCUGUGAUCAAAGCUGAGCCCAAGGAGGUGAACCAGUUUCUAAAUGUACCUGCAGAUGACUUGGUGCAGAUGCCUCCAACUCCCCCCAGCAGCCACGGCAGUGACAGUGAUGGAUCCCAGAGUCCACGGUCCCUGCCUCCCUCCAGCCCAGUCCGGCCAGCUGCUCGCUCUUCUGCUGCAAUCUCCUCCUCUCCUCUCCUCACAGCACCACAUAAAUUACAAGGGACUUCAGGUCCCCUGCUCUUGACUGAGGAGGAAAAACGCACCCUGAUUGCUGAGGGCUACCCCAUCCCAACCAAGCUGCCCCUGACCAAAGCAGAGGAGAAAGCACUGAAGAGGGUCAGGAGGAAAAUCAAGAACAAGAUCUCUGCUCAGGAGAGUCGCAGAAAAAAGAAGGAAUACGUAGAGUGUCUAGAGAAAAAGGUUGAGACUUACACAUCGGAGAACAAUGAACUCUGGAAAAAAGUGGAGACCUUGGAAAAUGCAAACAGGACUUUGCUCCAGCAGUUACAGAAGCUCCAGGCUCUGGUGACUGGGAAGGUCUCCAGACCUUAUAAAAUGGCUUCUACACAGACGGGGACCUGCCUAAUGGUGCUGGUGCUCUGCUUUGUUCUGGUCCUGGGAUCCAUGAUGCCAUGUCUCCCUGAAUUCUCCUCAGCAUCACAGACCGUGAAAGCAACCCCAGCACCAGACAUUUAUACAACCAGUAAGAUUCAGUCACGGAGCCUCCUGUUCUACGAUGAGGGUGCUGGCUCUCUAGAGGAGAGCUACAGCUCCUUCCUACCUGUGGAGCAUCCUGAUGGCUGGGAGACUGACAAGGGGCAGUCUGAGGAGAGGAGGCCUCAAGAGCGCGUACUCGGCCACCUGGCAAGGACACAUGAGACAGCCAAGUACCUAAGCAAGUCCCAGCUGGAGGGUCCAGACCAGAACCAGACUGAUCCAACUCUCACUCACCUCAAAAAGCAGUUCCAUGAAAGGGAGAGAAGCUCCAGUGACUCAGCUGAAUAUUUGUAGCAGCUGCCGGACCUCAAGGCCUCGUCUGUCUGGAUGCAGGAUCCCCUCCUAGCUGAGUGAUUGAGGAGACUUUGUGGGAGAGGACACUGCAUUCAGAUGCUCCCAAACUGGUCUUGGGUUCAUCCUUCCCCUUCUUGCCUGUGCCCUCUUGUUAGUAUGGAACACUCUGAUGGGAGUCACAGUGACUG
Gavialis gangeticus (Gharial) is the source of this 1768-nucleotide messenger RNA. It is a transcript of the gene CREB3L1, whose product is annotated as cAMP responsive element binding protein 3 like 1. NCBI's taxonomy places the organism in Eukaryota, Metazoa, Chordata, Crocodylia, Gavialidae. Gene Ontology annotation, biological process: regulation of transcription by RNA polymerase II. Gene Ontology annotation, molecular function: cAMP response element binding; DNA-binding transcription factor activity, RNA polymerase II-specific. The transcript has 12 exons. The coding region runs from base 39 to 1580 and encodes 513 amino acids. The record is from RefSeq and is a predicted model, not a curated record.